UGUCUGUCUCUGAGCGUGAAUGGACGUAUUUUGCAGCUUGUGUCUGUAUGAGUGUAUGACUUGUGUUCAGGGUAAACACAGACAUUCAAACACUGACACCAUAUACUCCCACUGAAUUCGGUGAAGACUAACAGCACGUCGAUGUAGGGGGCCGGUACGUGUGUUAGUACAUGUACUAGGGAGGACUCAGGCACAAAGAUUCAAGAUGUAUAUAAAGAUAAUAAUCAUCAGCUUGCUCGUGUUGCUGUUUCAACAUUGUGUCAAGAUAUAUUUCCUGAUGGGUUUUAACAAGCAUAUAUUCAACCAUUACCCAGGCCCUUGUCAUCAAGUGGAAGGAAUGGGUUUUGGAUCAGAAGACAUGCACAUGUUGCCAAAUGGGAUGACAUUUAUUACAUCAGGUUUCCGACAAUCUGAAAACCCACGACACUUUGAGAAGUUUUAUGCACAAAACAACAUCAAGGGGAGGAUCUACUUGUUCAACAUGAAGAACCCCAGGAAGGUGGUGCAGGAGAUGACGCUGACGUCCACGGAGGACUUUGACAAGGACAAGCUGCAGCCGCACGGCAUCAGUGCUUGGGAGGACAAGACGUCAGGCACAGUGUACCUAUUUGUUGUCAACCAUGAACGGGAUGGACAGGAGAAGAUCGAGAAAUUCCAGGUGUUGUUUGAUAAACUUGCACUGCAGCAUGUGAAAUCCUACUACGGUGAUCCAACACUGAAACAGGUAAAUGACAUUGUUGCCACCAGUGAAGACAGCUUCUUCUACACCAACUACCUGACAACUUCGAGCUACAUUGGCCGGAUACUGGAAACCCUUGCCCUGAUGCCGUGGGCAGAUGUGGGCUACUUCGAUGGUACCGCAUAUCGCAUAGUGGCUGACGGGAUCAUGAUGGCUAAUGGUAUUCAUAUGUCCAGAGAUGGAAGGUUCGUGUAUGUUGUUGCCAGUUUGGGCCAUGAGUUGAGGAUAUACGAGAGAAGAAACGAUAACUCUUUACACUUGAGAGAGAUCUAUCCCCUUCACUCAGCUCCUGACAAUAUUAUAGUUGAUCCUGUCACAGGCGACCUCUACAUAGGGCUCCACCCCAUUGGCUACCAGUGUAUGGCUCACCUCGACGACCCUUCUGUCAGGGCACCGUCACAGGUCCUGCAGAUCAAGCUGAAAGAUGGUUCUGUGUCCUCUGUGACAGAACUGUUCGUUGAUGACGGAAACCUGAUAUCAGCUUCAACUGUGGCAACUGUUUACAACAAGAAGAUGCUGAUUGGCUCUUUCCUCGACAAGCUUGUUUAUUGUGAUGUUGACGUGCCUCUCUAGAAAUGUGACUGAAACUGCAUUCCAUUCUGAUAUUUUUUUUAUCCUUUCGAAAUAUUGACUAAGUUUUUUGCUCAUAGGUUGGGGUUGGAAAAAAAAGGAUUUUACAUUCAAAAGUCUAUAUUUUGUCUAUGACUUAAGUGUUAUACAUUCAUUGACUUGUUUGUGUACAUAUUAUGUUUGCUAUCUAAUUCUUUGGAAUUACGCUCCUUAUUAAUCUGCAAAUCUCACACAGCAGCCAUAAUUUAUUAAUAAUGGACUCAGUUUCAUUUAUUGAUCAGUUUCCUCAUCUCCCAUGCCUCAAGCUCUAGAUGUGAAAAGACGGGUGUUCCAUGACAUUCCUCCUCGUGCAUAAUAGUAGCAUUACCUUGACUCUUGUCUCUUUCUACAAAAGAUCAGGAAGAUAUUUCCAGUUAUUUACGUUUAUAUUUGAUUUUAAGUGCCAGAUUUAUAUACAUGUAAGUGUACUUUGUUGUGCAUCUGUAAGACAAAGACUAUUUGGAAUACACAUCUAUCUCAAAUGUUGGUGCAAGUUUUUAGAAAAUGAAAACGUUUGUGGUGUGAACCAUAUUUGCUCAAACUGAAAAGUAUGUGACUUUUACCUGUAUUAUACACAAGUGAAGAUUUAAUGCAAGAAAUAUGUUUGUAUUGCAUAUUGCAUAUGUACAGUAUAUGAAUGUUCUGCAUAUUUCAUAUGAAAGGCAUAUGUCUGUUCUCUCAGGAUUAUUUUAAAUACUGUAAAUCUUGAAAUUAACGUGAGCGUGAAUUUAAUGCGAAAAAUGUGAGCGGUCUUUGCUUGCAUUAAUUAACUUCGCAUUUCCAAAAUAACCAUCAUUAAUAAGACGGCCUCACUGCACGCUUUGGAUAGCGGAAAAACCAACUUGAAUAUAAACACAAACACAAACACGGUUUAUUGAGCAGCAGUUGUAACAAGUAUAUGACAAUGUCAUUCAAAGAAUGGGAAUUACACAAUGGGCAUCCGCUGAGUUAUCACUGCUGGGGUCAAGAGUUCUACCCACUCGUGUCAAGCUUGUUGAUACCUUCUCUGCAUAUCAAUCAGUGAACUGUUGUUGGUUCAAUUAUUUUAUUGCCUUUGAACUUCCUUAAUGCCAGUCAACAUAUAAACUUUGUGUAAAUUUUUAUUGUUUUUACGGAAGUGCUCUACUCAGUGCUAAUAAG
This is a messenger RNA of Haliotis rufescens (red abalone), 2488 nucleotides long. RefSeq names its product serum paraoxonase/arylesterase 2-like. Gene Ontology annotation, molecular function: arylesterase activity. The coding region runs from base 206 to 1312 and encodes 368 amino acids. The record is from RefSeq and is a predicted model, not a curated record. Lineage: Eukaryota; Metazoa; Mollusca; Gastropoda; Lepetellida; Haliotidae. The transcript has 10 exons.